Messenger RNA from Arabis nemorensis, 492 nucleotides. Lineage: Eukaryota; Viridiplantae; Streptophyta; Magnoliopsida; Brassicales; Brassicaceae. The record is from the annotation of a GenBank genome assembly.
AUGUCGCUUGAAGAUGAAGAGUUUGUGAUUCCUGUGAUGGAGAGUCUUCUGCCAGAGAUAAGCACAAGGCUAAACCCACCAAAAGAGGUAUUGGUAGAUAACAGUUGCUGGGUCUUGGCGUUUACAGGUGCGUUCUGUGCGAUUGUUCACUCGAUAGAGAUCCCAAGUCACGCUAAAUCCGUUAAGGAGAUUGCGUAUAAGAUGGUAGAUUCAGUGAGAGAGCUAGUGGAAAGAGGAAUGGAAGUUGGGCUAGUGAGGAGAGCUUUCAGAGAUGUAGAAAACAUUGUGAAGAAACAAUUGGAAUGGUUUGGUACAAGCGACUUCAAAUUCGUCAAGGGUAUGCUUUGGAGACUCUAUGAGAUCAAAGGCAUGAAAAUGGAGAGUAAAAUUGUGUUGUGGAGAAUCAGUUUUAUUCUCGAGAGAGGAGUGGCCGAGCAGCUUAAAGAAUACCCAAAGACUGAGCUUGAUUGGAUAAACCAACCUGAGGAUUAA